CAGCAUUCGAAUGUUCUGCUUAGCAGAAACCAGGGGAAAAGUAUCUACCACCCUACAAUUAAAAGGUUUUGUCAGAGCCACUGAACAGCUCAAAGGAUGUCUAUGAUGGUUCAGCAGCAACAGACGGUGCGCUUUGUGUUUCUGGGAGCCGCCGGGGUCGGGAAAACCGCCCUGAUCACCCGCUUCUUGCAAGAUCGCUUCGACUCUAAAUACACGCGCACCGUGGAGGAGCUUCACGCGCUCGAGUACGACACUGACGGUGCGAGGAUGCGUGUUGAGAUUUUGGACACGAGCGGUAGUUAUGCCUUUCCAGCGAUGCGCGCUCUGUGCAUCCGCACCGGGGACGCGUUUGCGCUUGUGUACGCAGCCGACGAACUGAACUCCAUGGAUGAGGUCCAGCGACUCCGUGAGGAGAUUCUGGAGGUAAAAGGGGAGAAGUUUACAGGCAUCACGGUGAUAGAGAAUAAAGCGGACCUGGGCAGCCGGUGUCGCCAAGCCACUGCAAAAGUGAUGCGCACGGUGGAGGAGGAUUGGGGCGCGGGGUUCGUGGAGACGUCCGCGCGCACCGGCGACAAUGUUACUGGGGUAUUUCGGGACUUGCUUCAACACCUGAAGUUACCGAGCCACGUCAGCCCGGCACUUCGCAGACGGAGGCAAACAAUGACAAGAGAAAGUGCAGGGGCGCGGAAAAAGCCUCCUAUGAAGAAAAACAAUAGCUGCAUCUUGUCUUAAUGGGCAUUUAGAGUUACAUGACUUUAUAGCUGUGCAUCAUAGUGAUGCUUGACGGACUUGGAUCAAUCUAUGGACUCCAUAUAUUAAUCAAAUCUUGGACAUUGACAAAGUAUUGUCUCAAUGGCUCUGAUGCUUUAUAAUAAUCAUUUAUUUGAUUCCUUUGACUGUUCAGUGCUUGAUCUCUGUAAGUGAGAGCAAGAAAGACACUAAGUAUAUCAGAUGUAUAAUGCUGCAGAAAU
Molecule: messenger RNA, 971 nt
Organism: Myxocyprinus asiaticus (Chinese sucker)
Lineage: Eukaryota; Metazoa; Chordata; Actinopteri; Cypriniformes; Catostomidae
Product: GTP-binding protein Rhes-like
Exons: 2
Coding region: 97-732 (211 amino acids)
Molecular function (GO): GTP binding; GTPase activity
Source: RefSeq, a predicted model, not a curated record